Racocetra persica is the source of this 218-nucleotide messenger RNA. The record is from the annotation of a GenBank genome assembly. NCBI's taxonomy places the organism in Eukaryota, Fungi, Glomeromycota, Glomeromycetes, Diversisporales, Gigasporaceae.
AAAUUCGUCGUGUAAUCAAAGAAGAAAUCAACAAUUUUCAUGAUGAAAGUGAGAAAUUUCACGAAGUUCAAGAAUUCCAAAACUUUCGCGUAGAAAUGCAAAAAUUUUGCGAUGAAAUCAAGACCGAAGUGAAAAGAUUUCACGAAGAAGUUCAGGAAAUCAAGAACUUUCUCGACGAAAUUCGCCAACAUAUUCAAAUUUCGCGACGAAAUUCACAA